AUGGCAGACGCUUACCCAAACCCAAAUUAUGUGCCACCACAACCAACAUACAACCCACCUUUACCACCUCCCGAUUUCCAAAAUCAGCCAAUGUACCAACCUCCAUCUACGCCGGGAAAUUAUAAUCAACCACAAAUGCAACAGGUCCAACCACAAGUUGUCCCAAUGCAACAAUACACCCAGCCCCAAAUGCAACCACAGAUGGUGCCAAUGCAACAACCAAUGCAACCACAAAUGCAACAACUCCCACCACAACCAAUGUACCCUAACCAACAGACAACGGUCGUCACCACCACGACGGAAAAUGACAACAUAACUUCUGAGCAAAGAGACAAAGAGUUUGCACUGUUCAACACCACCACAAUUUUCAUGGUUCUUGGAAUGUUUAUUCCAACCCUUAUGUGUAUUGGGUGUUGCAUGAUUCACAAACCACAGACACGACAACUCCAACAAAGAAAGACGACAAUGGCAGUCAUGUCUAUUGUUAUUGGGUUCAUUCAUUUGUUUAUCAUCGUCUGGAUAGUAAUUGUCAUAACCGUGGUGGUGUCUUCCAACACUUCAACAAAAGACUACAAUUUCUAA
This is a messenger RNA of Entamoeba invadens IP1, 582 nucleotides long. RefSeq lists its product as hypothetical. The record is from RefSeq and is a predicted model, not a curated record. NCBI's taxonomy places the organism in Eukaryota, Evosea, Mastigamoebida, Endamoebidae. The transcript has a single exon. The coding region runs from base 1 to 582 and encodes 193 amino acids.